UCUCUCUUCUCCCCCCAGGAGUCGAAUUCACUGCCAUGUCCUCUGAAGAAGGGAAGCUCUUCGUGGGGGGGCUCAACUUCAACACCGACGAGCAGGCGCUGGAAGACCACUUCAGCAGCUUUGGGCCUAUCUCUGAGGUGGUCGUGGUCAAGGACCGGGAGACUCAGCGAUCCCGGGGUUUUGGCUUCAUCACCUUCACCAACCCAGAGCAUGCCUCAGAUGCUAUGAGAGCCAUGAAUGGAGAGUCCCUGGAUGGUCGCCAAAUCCGUGUGGACCAUGCGGGCAAGUCUGCCCGGGGAACCAGAGGGGGUGCCUUUGGGGCCUAUGGGCGUGGUCGCAGCUACUCUAGAGGUGGCGGGGACCAGGGCUAUGGGAGCGGCAGGUAUGACAGUCGACCUGGAGGAUAUGGAUAUGGAUAUGGAUAUGGACAUGGACGGUCCAGAGACUAUAGUGGCAGAAGCCAGGGUGGUUAUGAUCGCUAUUCAGGAGGAAAUUACAGAGACAAUUAUGACAAUUGAGAUGAGGCAUGCCCACAUAAUGUAGAUACACAAGGAAUAACACUUCUGAUCCAGGAUCGUCCUUCCAAAUGGCUGUAUUUAUAAAGAUUUUUGGAGCUGCACUGAAACAUCUGUUUU
Molecule: messenger RNA, 635 nt
Organism: Galeopterus variegatus (Sunda flying lemur)
Lineage: Eukaryota; Metazoa; Chordata; Mammalia; Dermoptera; Cynocephalidae
Gene: RBM3
Product: RNA binding motif (RNP1, RRM) protein 3
Exons: 6
Coding region: 36-518 (160 amino acids)
Biological process (GO): positive regulation of mRNA splicing, via spliceosome; regulation of translation
Cellular component (GO): spliceosomal complex
Molecular function (GO): ribosomal large subunit binding; RNA binding
Source: RefSeq, a predicted model, not a curated record